Messenger RNA from Chelonia mydas (Green sea turtle), 3821 nucleotides. Its product is annotated as chymotrypsin-like elastase family member 1. The record is from RefSeq and is a predicted model, not a curated record. Gene Ontology annotation, biological process: proteolysis. The transcript has 7 exons. The coding region runs from base 1794 to 2756 and encodes 320 amino acids. Gene Ontology annotation, molecular function: serine-type endopeptidase activity. NCBI's taxonomy places the organism in Eukaryota, Metazoa, Chordata, Testudines, Cheloniidae.
CAACUUUCACAAGGCCAGUCAUAACACAAGUAUAAUGUGUAAUAUAGACAGGAUCUUAGUUGGGGUUUAUGUAACGGGGCCAAAGCCUCGUCCAUGUUAAAGGUGCGGACUCAGUUACGUGACCUGAUGUCAAUACGCAUCGGUCCAAUCCACAGUAGAAACUUCGACCAUAUUGUAAGUGGUCAGGGAACGCUUGGGUUGCGAGGAUCUGCUCUAACAGUUUUAAGUGCAGAUCUGGCUAUUAAAGGGAAACGGGAAGAUCGGGUAUCAGAGAGCAAGGGAGAGAAUAAAUAUAUUGAAUCUUGUUAGUCAUGUAUGCUCUGUGUUGGGGUAUGUGGGAUAAGGGACAAGAAUUCCUAAGUGCCCCUUGUAGACUUCUUCAACUGAUCUUUUGCUUGAUCGUGUAUAUGUCUCUCUGGUUCUCCAAGCCCUGAAGAUGCCUCCCCCUAGGUCUACUACUGAGAAUUUUUCAAAGUAUCUUAAGGGAGAAAAACACCCAUCGCCUACUGGAUUUCAAGUGGCACCAAACUCCCUUCAAUCUUCUGAAAAUCCCAGCUUAUCCAAAUCAGGCAGAACAAGGGCUUAAAGCUGAGUUUCCCACAUCCCAGGUGCGUGUCCUGACCACUGGGCUAUUGGCUAGUCAAGGAGAAGGCCUUCAUGUUGUUUUCCAUGAAAAAUUUCAAAAGGUCUCGUUUUUGUCCUGAUGCAGAGCAAAAACAAAUUUCAAAACUUCAUUUUUUUUCUUUUUUUUUUUUGCAAACGGAAUUCUUGCCCUAAUCCUGAGCACCCACAAUUUCAGCUGAGGUCAAGAGGAGGUCCAGGUAUGGAAAAACUGGUCCCAAGUUUGUUCAGCCACACCUACCCGUAACUCACUUGAUUCUGCACUUCCAGUUUCUCAGAGCGUGUUCUAUAUUGGUAAAACAAUCUUUUUUCUUUUUUUUUUUAAAACUCUCCAGAGCAUUUAUUGGUAUCCGGUGCCCUCAAUGCCAGGUCUCAGCCUUGACCUUCGCCGGAACCAAGAAUGAAAUGUGUGUGUUUUGUUAGAAAUGGAGCCAAGACUCUGUUUGUAUUUCUAAAUCACCUGCAUUUCUUCCCAUGCCCUCCUCCCCACAUGUAUCUAUUUAACACCAGCCAUGGUAUGAAAGACAAGACCCUGAAGCAUAUAGGAAGUGGAGUGACUGAGACUGUCCCUACCAUUCGCUCAUGAUGCUGAAACUACUCCUCCUCGCUGUCUUUGUCCUCUGUGGUAAGUGGGUUUUUGGUUUUCUGACGCGGUGAUGUCUUGCAUUCUGGUGCUAAGAAAAUUAUUGGUUACCACCCACGUUGCAGUAGCAUUUAGAGGCCUCAGCCAGGCUAGGGACCUGUUGUGCUUGGCCCUGUACGAACAUAGAAAAUAAAAAUCCCCACCCCAAAGAGGUAGCUGGAGGGGCACAUCCAGAAUAGGUAUUAGCAGGGGCAAAUCCACCAAAGUCUAAGCUAGGACUGAAGUCUUCAUGGAAAUGGGCUUUGCAGCGCCUGGUUUUGCCCCACUGUGCACUGAUCUACAUGAGAAAAUCCUCCAUCACCUCAGAAGAGAGGCUGUGUCCAUCUUGCCUCCAGAAGUUUAAUCUCUUCCCUAGUCCCCCUGGGCCUCACAGGUUUCAAAGUUGCUCUGCUCCCAACAUUUGCCAUUGGGUCCUUCAGACUUUCAAGAGGUCCACACGCAAUGUGUAUCCAGUUCUCCUGGAAAACUGGCCCCCCACUGUGGAUGCCAAGUAAGGUUGAACAUCUGCCCCCUCAUCAUUAAAGCUGGGAUGCCUGGCACUCAGAGUGCUUCAUUUCCCUUCUCACACUCUAUCUCGGAGGAGUUGGAGCAGGAAAAUGUUCUCGGCGAGAAAGGGAGUAAAAACAAGUCUAGAUUCCCAUCCUGUAACGGAAACAGCAGAGAGGCGAUGGGAUUUGGGGUUCCUCCUGCAAUACGCAGAGGCUAUUCCAGAUGUUGUUCCUUCUUUACUCCUGAAGGACACUGCUUGGAAGAGUCGCUGGAAGACAAUGGGCGCGUUGUCGGAGGGAGUAAUGCAAAGCAAGGUGCAUGGCCAUCGCAGAUUUCCCUCCAGUAUAGCUCUGGUGGAAAAUGGUAUCACACCUGCGGUGGGUCGUUGGUGAAGAAGAACUGGGUGAUGACUGCAGCUCACUGCGUGGACAGUUCCUUGACUUUCCGGGUGGUCGCCGGAGAGUACAACCUGAAUAAGAACGAUGGCACGGAGCAGUAUUUGAGCGUGGCGAGUAAGGUCAUCCAUCCUAAAUGGAACAGCAACUCUGUUGCUGCUGGCUACGACAUCGCUCUGCUCCGUCUCUCCCAGAGCGCAUCUCUGAACAGCAAUGUGCAGCUGGCCGCGCUGCCCAGUUCAGGCCAGAUUCUGCCAAACGACAAUCCUUGCUACAUCACUGGCUGGGGCUUGACCCAAACUAAUGGGAAGCUGGCUGAAAUCCUGCAGCAAGCUUCGCUUCCCAUCGUAUCCUACAGUAUCUGCUCCAGUUCCAGUUACUGGGGCUCCACGGUCAAGGACACCAUGGUGUGUGCUGGAGGUGACGGUGUGCGCUCUGGGUGCCAGGGUGAUUCUGGAGGCCCUCUGAACUGCCUGGUGAAUAGCAAGUACUACGUCUGUGGAGUGACCAGUUUUGUUUCCUCCUCGGGCUGUAACGUCUACCGGAAGCCCACGGUGUUCACCAGGGUGUCUGCCUACAUUUCCUGGAUCAAUAGCAUAACUAGCUGAACAGGCUGAGAGGAUGGACUCAAGGUCGAAGAACAAUCCCUUUUCCUAAUCGGAAUACACUCUCACGCUGUCCGUCUUCAUCUUCUCUACUGCCCAUCUGCUCAAUUAUCCCAUUUGCUCUGCAGCAUUUUACCUGUAACUCUAGUGCCAAUAAACCUAUGUUAAAAUUACUCUCUUCUCUGUUCAGUAGUGACGAAACCACAUACAAAGUCCCUUUCUUCUCCAGUCCCCAAUGAGGGUUCCUUUGGACAUGCAUGAUGGAACGUUUUCCCCUCCUGUACCUGACACCAACAUUAUGGCAAAGAUUAGUGUAGUGUGUUGGUUUGUGUUGUGGCAGUGAUGCCUCCUUUGAACGGUCCCCGCACCCUGGAGCGGUUUGAUUUGAAGCAUUAAUGACGUUCUACAGUGAUAAUGAGAAGUCCUUUUGUGUAGCGAUUUACGAGGGCUUUCCCGCACCAUGGAAAUCAAUCAAAUCAUCUAUCAUAGCUACUUCUAUGGCUCCCGUUAACUGAAGUAUCAAAGCACCUCCAGCCUCAAGGAACAGCUUGUUGGGAGAAGGGCAGGAACCGAGCUCCAUAAAUUUGACACACGCUGUUUUGACCAUUCACAAAAACAGGGGAAAGAGGAGGAAUGAUGGGUGACAGAUGUAACUUUCUUCCUCUCUUCCCCCCUGUAACCUUCAGCCCAAUGGUUAGGAUGCUCACCUAGGAUGGAGGAGAACCAGGUUCAAAUUCCUGCUCUGGAACAGACCUGAAACGGACUCGUUCAAUUUACCAAAAAUUCAAAAAAAAACAAAACCAAAUCUGAUUUCAGCUUGACCUGAACCAAAUUUACGUUUUUGGAACUGCCACCCAAAAUCAGUUACCAGCCCAGCUCUAGUCUUGAGGCCUUUCCAAGCAGCUCACUGCUACAGUAACUACCAGGAAAGAUCCCUGAGCAUUGAGCCUCAAGAUCUUGCAGAAAAAUCCACCUUACAGGCAUAGCUGGAAAGUGCCGGCCAACUUCCUCCAGAAUGUAAAAGCUUUGAAGGAGCCAGGAAGCUAUGCCCUCCCACUUUUUACUGGC